Messenger RNA from Micropterus salmoides (largemouth bass), 1031 nucleotides. RefSeq names its product inhibitor of growth family, member 5a (gene ing5a). Lineage: Eukaryota; Metazoa; Chordata; Actinopteri; Centrarchiformes; Centrarchidae. Bases 291 to 1016 code for a protein of 241 amino acids. The record is from RefSeq and is a predicted model, not a curated record. Gene Ontology annotation, biological process: positive regulation of apoptotic signaling pathway; positive regulation of DNA-templated transcription. Gene Ontology annotation, molecular function: chromatin binding. Gene Ontology annotation, cellular component: nucleus. The transcript has 8 exons.
ACGCGCCGCUAUCCGCUGCGCAUGCGAGUCACAAUCUCACAAGCAGAAAAGUUAUAUCCUGUACGGAUCCGAGUGCAUGAGUCCUGGAGGGAAACUCAUUUUCCUGACUGUAUUAUUGAGAGUUGUUUCAUUAUCGCCCGGAGAAACGAGAAACCCACGACUGCAGCAUUAUCAAGGAUAUCCAAGCCACUGACCGACGGGCAAGGGAGGGUUAUAAAACAAGCCACCACCCCCCCGCCAACAGUUUGAGAGCUAACGUGAAAAACGCAUAGCUAAAUAGCUAACCUGAAAUGGCGACGGCUAUAUACUUGGAACAUUACCUUGACAGUAUUGAAAACCUACCAUGUGAACUACAGAGAAACUUUACUUUGAUGCGGGACCUGGACAAUAGGACUGAAGAAAAGAAAGGAGAGAUUGACAAACUGGCUGAAGAGUACAUUGCGAAUGUGAAGAACCUGGCCUCAGAACAGAGAGUGGAACACCUGCAGAAGAUCCAAAAUGCCUACAGCAAGUGCAAAGAGUUCAGUGAUGACAAAGUCCAGCUUGCAAUGCAGACAUAUGAAAUGGUGGACAAACAUAUCCGCAGACUGGAUGCAGAUCUGGCGCGGUUCGAGAAUGAGCUAAAGGAGAAACUGGAAGUGAGCGGCUGCGAAAGUUCAGAUGCAAGAGGACUGAAAAAGGGUGAGUCCCGGGGGCUGAGGGAGAAGCGUGGCUCGAGAGGAAGAGGAAGGAAAGGUUCUGAUGAAGAUUCUCCCAGAAAGAAAAAGAUCAAAAACAGCCCAGACUUGAGUGAAGCUCUCCUGCCGAUGCAACCAUCAGAUGUUUUGGACAUGCCAGUUGAUCCCAAUGAGCCAACAUACUGCCUGUGCCAUCAGGUGUCAUACGGAGAGAUGAUCGGAUGCGAUAACCCAGAUUGUCCAAUUGAGUGGUUUCACUUUGCUUGUGUGGAUCUCGCCUCAAAACCCAAAGGAAAAUGGUUUUGUCCGAGGUGUACCCAAGACAGGAAGAAGAAAUGAGAUUUUUUACUUUCA